UGCCUAGAAUAUUUUUCAAGGUUCACCCUAUUUCUGAUAAUUCUUGCAACUGGUAGCGAGCUAACAUUAUUUAUUUUUUACUCAGAGCUGAAAGAUAACACAAUGUUUUUACUUAAGCCUGUUUCAGUAUUGAUUUUAUUUAUUUUUAUUAUCGAAAUAAGCUGCAGAGAAUUGUGUUCCAAAAAUAUUAUACAUGCCUUAAUCUUAGCAAGAGGAGGUAGCAAGGGCAUUAAACUUAAAAACUUAGCGGAAGUUGGUGGGGCUUCCUUAUUGGCCCGGACAAUCAGAACUAUUAAAAAUUCAGCAUGUUUUGAACACAUAUGGGUUUCCACAGAUGACAAGAGAAUCGCCCUGGAGGCACAAAAGUAUGGAGCUAUUAUACACGAUCGGCCUGAAAAGUUGGCUAAAGAUGAUACCCCGUCUAUAGACGCAAUAAAAGAGUUUCUGGAAGUCCAGAGCACAAUUCAAGAUUUUGCUCUUUUUCAAUGUACUUCUGUGUUUUUAAAAUCCACAUACAUUCAAGAGGCUGUAAAAAAAUUUAAGACACAUGACUGCGUAUUUGCUGCUAAAAGAUCACAUUAUUUAAGAUGGAAGGAAGUGAAUGAUUCCUUGGUUCCAGCAGAUUUUAAUUUAGAGUCCAGACCAAGACGUCAAGACUGGAAAGGGGAUAUUGUGGAAACAGGAAUGUUUUAUUUUUCGAAGAGAAAACUGGUCGAUAGGGGACUUUUACAGAACAAUAGAUGCUCUAUUGUGGAAAUUAAUGUUGAAGACGGGCUGGAAAUUGAUUCUAGCCAUGACCUUACUUUGGCGAAGUAUAUUUUAAGUAGUAGAACAAAAAGUGAUUUGUAGUAAGUGUUUUUAAAACCUUUUGAUUAAUUUGUUGUAUUCCCCAAUAAACAAAUAUUUCUAAGAA
Messenger RNA from Drosophila ananassae, 913 nucleotides. RefSeq names its product N-acylneuraminate cytidylyltransferase (gene Csas). The coding region runs from base 103 to 849 and encodes 248 amino acids. The record is from RefSeq and is a predicted model, not a curated record. The transcript is spliced from 5 exons. Lineage: Eukaryota; Metazoa; Arthropoda; Insecta; Diptera; Drosophilidae. Gene Ontology annotation, molecular function: N-acylneuraminate cytidylyltransferase activity.